AUGCCUCCUAAGCUGCCGCGAGAGGCUCUGUGCCUCGGCCAGCCAGGAUGGCUUGCGCAGAUUCUCGUCAACUUCACCAGCAAACGUCAAUUCGGUAUCAGAUCACUCAAUCCGCCCAAGCACACUAAUUUCGACUCCCGACCGGGUCUUCCCCUGCUCAAAUCGACGCCUGCGGCUGCUCUGGAGCGCAAACUUAAGGCCGACGUCCUGCCAUUGCGUACGGGAGCGCUGGCCACCAAGCAAGGCAUGACGGCCAUCUACGACCCUGAGACCGGAAAACGCACCGCAUGCACUGUGCUGCAGCUAGAUCGCGUCCAAGUCAUCGCACACAAGACAGUUAACACACAUGGUUAUUUUGCCGUACAGGUCGGAGCCGGCUGGAAAAAAUCGACCCGAGUCACGAGGGCUAUGCUUGGCCACUUCUCGAUCGCCGGCGUUUCGCCAAAGAGAUAUGUUCAGGAAUUUCGCGUCAAGGAUAGUACGGGCCUCUUGGGUGUCGGCGAGGAGAUCACCGCAGACUGGUUUCAGGAGGGCCAAUUCGUCGAUGCUCGCUCAAACACUAAGGGAAAGGGGUUCGCCGGUGUGAUGAAGAGGCAUGGUUUCCACGGUCAAGAUCGCAGUCACGGUGUCAGUUUGGCACAUCGUUCGAUGGGUUCUUCUGGUCCCGGCCAGGGCGGUGGUUCUAGGGUGUAUCCUGGAAAGAAGAUGGCUGGAAACAUGGGUGGUGAACGGAACACAUUACAGAACCUAAAAGUUCUCAAAGUUGACAGUACAAACGGAAUUGUUGUUGUGAGCGGCUCUGUUAGCGGACCCAAGGGUUGUAUCGUGAAGAUUCAAGACGCUCUCAAGAAGCCAUGGCCCAAAAUCGAGCCAGUACCGAAAGCCAAAGCAGCACCGGAAGUCGAAGCAACACCUCAAUAG
Molecule: messenger RNA, 921 nt
Organism: Talaromyces rugulosus
Lineage: Eukaryota; Fungi; Ascomycota; Eurotiomycetes; Eurotiales; Trichocomaceae
Exons: 2
Coding region: 1-921 (306 amino acids)
Biological process (GO): translation
Cellular component (GO): mitochondrial large ribosomal subunit; ribosome
Molecular function (GO): structural constituent of ribosome
Source: RefSeq, a predicted model, not a curated record